AUGAAGAUUCAGUGCAACGUGUGUGAGUCGGCCGAGGCCGGUGUCCUCUGCUGCGCGGACGAGGCGGCGCUUUGCUUGGCCUGCGAUCGGAGGGUUCACGCCGCCAAUAAGCUCGCCAUUAAGCACCAAAGGGUCCCCUUGUCUGACUCGUCUGUGCCGGCACCCAAGUGUGAUAUCUGCCAGGAUUCCUUGGGUUUUUUCUUCUGCCUUCAAGACCGCGCUUUGCUAUGCCGAAAAUGUGAUUUGUCCAUACACACUGUAAACCCAGCAGUUUCCACUCACCGGAGGUUUUUGCUCACCGGAGUUCGAGUUGGCCUUCCCUCCGGAGAAGAUGUUUCAUCCUCGUCCAAGGGGAAAACACAUUCUCUCUCUACCGGCCAAACCCCAGGACGAAAGCCUCGUUCUUUUACUAAUAUGCCCCCACCACCUUCACAGUCGCCCGGUCAGCAGGUCCAGUCAGACGGGCAAAAUAUCGGGAAUAUGGCCGAGCAAGGUAAUAAUUUGGUCGGGGACUUCACUUCGACAAUGUUGACUUAUGCUGGAGGCUCGGUUUCGGAUGGAAAUAAUCCGGCUUGGCCGUUGGACGAGUUUCUUGACCUUAGUGGGUACAAUAAUUUCAUGGAUUCAGGCUCGUCGAAGGUGUGA
Molecule: messenger RNA, 645 nt
Organism: Striga hermonthica
Lineage: Eukaryota; Viridiplantae; Streptophyta; Magnoliopsida; Lamiales; Orobanchaceae
Source: the annotation of a GenBank genome assembly